Molecule: messenger RNA, 1053 nt
Organism: Synchytrium microbalum
Lineage: Eukaryota; Fungi; Chytridiomycota; Chytridiomycetes; Synchytriales; Synchytriaceae
Exons: 6
Coding region: 1-1053 (350 amino acids)
Biological process (GO): transmembrane transport
Molecular function (GO): transmembrane transporter activity
Source: RefSeq, a predicted model, not a curated record
AUGCUGGCACAAGCCACUCCUUCAGCACUUGAAGUGUCGAUACGGAAUGGUCAACCACCACCAAAGAAACUAUCCACAUUCGAACUAGCAUUAUGUGGAGCGACCGCAGGAGUCGUGUCUCGCUUUGCCAUAGCGCCCUUGGACGUCGUGAAGAUUAGAUUUCAACUUCAGACGGAUCGAGUCGAGCCCCUGUCUGGUCUGAGAGACCUCAUGAGAACAAACAGUCUUGCUGAUAGUGGUGCUGGAUCCCGAAAGUAUAGAGGCAUGGUGCAUGCGUUUAGAACUAUCUUGAGAGAUGAGGGUAUACAUGGAUUGUGGAAGGGAAAUAUGUCGGCCGAGUACCUAUAUUUGACGUACGGUGCCGUCCAGUUCUCUACAUACGCCGAACUCGAACGCCAAGUCAAUCAUCUGGAUUGGAGACUAGGAGGAGACGUGAUACCGUUACCAGUCCGGACGUUUAUCUGUGGAGCAUUGGCUGGUAGUCUAGCUACUAUCGUGACAUACCCAUUCGACUUGCUCAGGACACGGUUUGCAGUGCAGGGAGAACAAAAGCUGUAUCGCAGCGUACCAGGUGCUAUUCGUCACAUAUUAGCUCGUGAAGGCAUAAGUGGGUUUUAUAGAGGAGUCUGGCCUUCAGCGCUAUCCAUUAUGCCAUAUAUGGGUAUAAUGUUUGAAUCACAUCGUUGGUUCAAAACUGCUUUUGAGCCUCUCAAUGACAUCCAUCAAUUGCACGGCAUAAGCGAAGUAAUGGCAGGUUUCUGUGCCGGAGUCGUCAGCAAAGCAGCCGUAAUGCCAUUCGAUGUCGUGCGGAAACGACUUCAAGUACAAGGACCCGAUAGACACAACUAUAUGAUGUCCAACCUUCCGAAAUACCCACCUACAUGGAUUGGUUGUGCACGCGUUAUCGCAUCUCAGGAAGGUAUAUUAGGGUUGUAUAAAGGACUCACUCCUGCGAUUGUUAAAGCUGGGCCAUCGGCGGCUGUGACUUUUUUUAUAUUUGGAGCUUGUAAAUCGUGGUUGGAGGCGAGACAUGAUGCGGUAGCCACUGCAUAG